Messenger RNA from Selaginella moellendorffii, 2330 nucleotides. RefSeq lists its product as uncharacterized. Gene Ontology annotation, cellular component: plasma membrane. Bases 121 to 2166 code for a protein of 681 amino acids. Gene Ontology annotation, biological process: potassium ion import across plasma membrane; regulation of monoatomic ion transmembrane transport. Lineage: Eukaryota; Viridiplantae; Streptophyta; Lycopodiopsida; Selaginellales; Selaginellaceae. The record is from RefSeq and is a predicted model, not a curated record. Gene Ontology annotation, molecular function: inward rectifier potassium channel activity. The transcript is spliced from 9 exons.
CUAACGGAGUAAAAUAAAAUGCGCCUUCUCUAGGGUUCUAGCGCCGGAGUGGGAGGAAUGGCGCUCUCGCGCGCGUGAUUUCGCUGCGCAGAAUGCCCGGUCACAGACUCCAGGAGGUCAAUGUCAAGCAAGGCUGGAGGAUGGAAACGAGACAAUCUGCGAGUGAGAUUUCCUUCCGCUCGAUCCAUCGAAGAGACCGGCCUUGACUCGUCCAGGUACCGUGAAGACCCCUCCCUCUUCUCGCCGCAUUUGGCUCACCAGGGGCAGUCCAUUCUAGCUCCUGAUGGGAGCAUGUCGAUCGAUCGCUGGGGAGGAGAAAGCAAGCAAGAGGAAGAAGAGAAAGGCACCGAUGCUUCUUCUUCCACAAUUGCUCUUGAGCAGCGUCGAAAGAAACUGGGAGCUAGAAGCUUCAGGUCUCCGAGCUUCCGGCUCCAGGAAGGGAAGAUAGACGACGUUGCCGAGCAUGCCAAGGCCAAGAGGUUUAGAGUAAGGAAGGGAUGGAAGCUGGCAGAGGCAGUAAGAAGGCAUAGCCAGGCUUGCGAGAUGGACUCCAUGUCAAGCUUGAGUUACGAGAAUCUGGAGGAAGUUCUUCCUGCCGCUACUUCUUCUCCCAGAGCUAAAGUGGGAAAGGACGUGGGUGUACAGGUUGACUUAACAGUGGACGAAUUCAUGGGUGACAACGCUUCGUCGACGCUAGUGCCCGUGCUUGCCAAGUCCGAGAGUGAUUCCACGUCUCUUGCCAGCCCAAGUGUAGAUGAAAACAGUCCGACGUUUCCCAGCUCCAAAGCGGUCAUCGAUACCGAGAACGCAGGAGGAGUGCUAGAUUCUUCGACUCCAGGGGAGUCGCUACUGGCUCGCAAUAGGUGGCGGAGGCUCAGACAUACUGUGGCCUUUGCCACUCACAUGGCACACGUAAAGAAUUCUCCGAACGAUCUUCUGGAGGAGAAGAGGGUGGAGGAGCUGAAUGAAGGAGGGGCAGGAGGCGUUGGCGCGGCUGCGUUUGAAGGAUCGAAAACGGGGCCGCAACAUCGUUUGAAAGGGAGGAAAGGAAUGGAAGGGCUCGUUGUGCGACAGGACAAGUCACUCAUCGGUUUCGUCCAGGACUUUUACGUUGCUUGCUUGAAGAUGUCUAUCGGGUAUUUUCUAGUUGGAGUUUUUCUUGCUCCAAUGGCAUUGUCAUUAUUAUUCAUGCCUUUGUUCCUGCUAAACAUUGACGGGCUUACUUACGAUGAAGCUAUGGCGGAGCAGGGACUUAUCGGCCCUCUCGCGUCAGCGAAAGAAACAUGCUUAGCUGUUUUAAACGUCUUCCUUUAUGCGUUGUCUUUGUCAACAACCUUUGGCGGAUCUCCUGUCAUAGCGGUCUCACCGUAUUCUCUGUUGAUAGCAAACGUUAACACCCUUAUGGCACAAUUUUUGUUCGUCUUUCUCAGUGGAGCUGUGUUUGCCCGAAUGUCGCAGCCAUCGCAUCCCAUCCGGUGUUCAAAGAAAGCGAUAAUAAAGAAGGAUGACUACAUCCCGAGCUUGGGAGAUGGCGAAAAGUUCAGGGUCCUCAGCAUUCGACUAGUGUUGACAGGGCCACCGCCGUGCGAGCUUGUUGACGCUAAAAUAUGUCUCACUUUCAGGAUAUUUGUCACUCUCCCGUCUGGUUCCGUGUUUUGCUCGACUCAAGAUCUGGACGUAGUACGACCCGAGGUUUCAUACUUGAGAUAUGGACUCAUGGUGCGGCACAUCAUAGACAAGAAAAGUCCUGUCUAUGGACACACGAACGAAUCCUUGGUCGAUGGCGACGCUUCGUUUUCCUUGACUGUCAUGGGCCUGGAGCGAGCAUCAAUGCAGCCUAUAUUCCAUCUAGAGGAUUACUUCGUCCACGACGGCGACGUUGUCUGGGAUGCCGACUACGUAGAUUUCAUCCAGAUCAACGACAAAGGAUUGAGAGUACUGGAUCACUCCAAGAUCGACCUCCUCAAGACUUUCAAGGCCGCAGGAACAGUCUCGCAAGCCGUGGCUCGAAUGAAACGAGCGGUUGACAAGCGCGAAAGCGAGAAACAAGAAGAAGAAAUCCCCGAGACAGUCAGUCCGCUGAGAAGCUGGGCCUCGGGGAUUCGCAACAGGAAGCUCUGGAAAUGUAUGUCCUCCUCCUUUACUCGCGCCGAGACCUUCCGGUAGCGAGAUCAAAGCUUGCGAUCCAGAGACCAUAGAUCAAAGACGUGACAACACAAAGAUCUACAGUCACAAAGAUCAAAGCUUAUAUGUUAAUAAAUAUAAGCGGUGUUAUAUAUUUGUAGAUCAUAUGGAACAAUCUCUAAGAUCUUGCGAAGAUCACUUCUCUU